Molecule: messenger RNA, 2280 nt
Organism: Closterium sp. Yama58-4
Lineage: Eukaryota; Viridiplantae; Streptophyta; Zygnematophyceae; Desmidiales; Closteriaceae
Source: the annotation of a GenBank genome assembly
AUGGCGCCGCUGAAGCCGGCAGGGAAGAACAGCAUCUUCCGCUUCGCGAGCGUCAAAUACAACACGACCACGCGCAAGUGGGGCCUCGCCACCAGCGCUAACUGGACCGACUACCGCACGUCCACCCUCAGCCGCGUCCGCAACCAGGGCUCCUGCGGCAGCAGCUGGGCGAUGGCGGCGGUGACGGCGGUCGAGCUCGCAUACGCCGUGGCGCGCAACGCGUCGAACGACAUGCAGGCGCCGCGGUACCUGUCGACGCAGCAGGUGCUGAGCUGCGGCGACAGCAAGAAGGGCAACUGCACGGGCGGCUGGCCCACCACUGCGCUGGACUAUGUCGUCAAGACGACGGGGAAAUACGGGGGUAUGGUGACGGAGGGUAAUUACCCCUACACGGGUAACACGACGUGCACGUACGGCACCAAGGAUGACGACGACCAUAGCGGCGGCGAUAAGAAGAAGCCGUCUUCCUGCGACACGUCCAAGUUUCUCCCAGCCGUGUACGCGCCUGGUAGGGAGCAUCGUGUUGCGCAAGUUCACUCUCAACCCGCCCCUUGCUUCCCCUUUCCCACCCCCACCUCCUCCUUCCAGGGCGUGUACUCGGAUUCGUCUUGUGCAGAGGGCCAGGUGGACCAUGCGGUGGUGGUGAUGGGGUAUACCUUCGACUCGCCCGGUCCCCUCUGGAUCAUCAAAAACUCCUGGGGGAAAACGUGGGGCAUGCAGAAUCUUUACCUCUUCCUGCGCUCUCUUUCCCUUCCACCUCUUCUCCCUCCCCUCUCCAGUGGUGGUGUGCACGCGAGCAGACAUCAACCCGUGCGGAGUGGGAACGUGUCUGAACGACGGCAAGGGCUCUCAUACGUGCCUCUGCCCGUGGCUUUGCUCUCUCUUUCCCCCUUUCCCCCACUCACCACUGCAGUGGUAGUGUGCACAAGGGCGGACAUCAACCCAUGUGGAGUGGGCACGUGUCUGAACGACGGCAAGGGCUGGCACACGUGCCUCUGCCCGCGUGGAUUCAUCUUGGCACCACCGCUGUCGGCUCUCAUACCUGCGUGCCCUGUAAGGCCCCCUCGCACACAUAGCCCCCUGCGUGCCCUUGCCGCGCAGCUGGUGUAUGGGCUUUACGGCAUUCCCAAGGACAAGUUCUAUGACCAGAACCCCGACCUGGACUCCUCGGACAGCAAGAUAAAGAAGGGCAAGAAGGUGAACGUGAAGGCCACGUCAGACACCAUCAACUGCGACCUCUUCUACCCCUGGAACUGGGGCAAUCGCUGUGGGCCGGUGGCAGCGCUGUUUGGCAUCACCAUCGCUCGCCUGGAGGAGCUCAACCCGGGCCUCACCUGCCCUACUGGGGCGUACCCCGGCCAGCAGAUCUGUGUGCGGGAGGGCAGCGGGCUGGCCAUCCCGCUGUGCGCGCAGUACCACGUGAUAGCGCCCGCGGACACCGGACUGGCCAUCCCCCUGUGCGCGCAGUACCACGUGAUAGCGCCCCCUGAAAAGUGUGUGAGCAUCAAGCAGCAGUACGGGCUCUCACCCCCUCUUACCUUCCCCUUUCUCCCUCCGCCCAUUCAGAUCUGUGUGCGCGAGGGCACUGGGCUGGCCAUCCCGCUGUGCGCGCAGUAUCACGUGAUCGCGCCCCCGGACACGUGCAGGAGCAUCAGGCAGCAGUACGGGCUCUCCUGGACCACUUACUUCGCCCUCAACCCCGGGGUGUUCUGCGCCAACCUCUACCCCGCUGCCACCGUUGACGGGGUCAACGCCAUUCCCAGUGGCGCGCAGGCUGCAUGUGGUACGCACCGCACCUCAACCCCUCCCUCCCUCUCCUGGACCACCUACUUCUCCCUCAACCCCGGUGCCUUCUGUGCUAACCUCUACCCCGCUCACCUAGUGAUAGGUGAGAUCUGUGUGAAGGCAGCAUUCAACGCGACAAUCAACUAUCUCGCGCCCCGAGACACAUCGGCCAUGCCUUACAACGCAGCAUACACCAGCCUGCUCACCACACAGCACCACUCCCUCCUCCACUCUUCUCACGCCUCUGGGCUGCUCUCAGCACACGCCUUGCCUCAACAAGAGAGCCAGCAGCUGCUGCAGCAGCAGCAAGUGCAGCCGUUGCAGACGAAGCGGCGGUGCCAGGCGUCGUACACGGUGGUGCGGGGGGACUUCUGUGCGCGCAUCAUAGCCCUCAAGUUCCAGUACAACACGCGCAGGAUGGCCGAUCUCAACAACGGCUACGUGUGCACCGACAAUCGCCUAUUUGUCGGUCUCGUGCUCUGCACCUUCCGGUAG